AUGCUCGGAUGUAAUUUCAUGUUGCAAAUUAGUGAAGUGCUUAUAGAAGCCAAAGGAAACACGCUACCUUUUGGAGGGAUCAACAUCAUAUUCGCGGGAGAUUUUAGUCAGUUGCCUCCUGUUGGACAACCUCGUCUGUAUGGACAUAUAAACACGUAUCAAGUGGCUACCAAACAAGGUCAGAAUACAGUGCUUGGGAAGUUGUUAUGGUUAUCAAUUACAACUGUGGUGAUUCUCACAGAAGUCAUGCGUCAACAAGGAGCAGAGAAUGAGACCUUUGUCAGCCUUUUGUCAAGAUUACGAACUCGGUUGAUUUCUAAUGUGCGUCCAGAUUGGAAAUUACAGUGGACGGAAGCUCCAAUCAUCGUCAGCAAUAAUGAUGUCAAAGACACUUUCAAUACACAUGCUGUUUUAUCAUUCGCUCGACGGACAAACCGUGCUCUACAUUGGUACCAUUCCACUGAUUAUCAAGGCGGCAGGGAGAUUAUGGACAGAUAUUUGAAAGCUCAUUUGGAAGAUUUGCAUACAGGAAGUACCUGUCAGCAGUUAGGAAAAAUUCCGUUGGUGAUUGGUAUGCCAGUUAUCAUUUCACACAAUUUUGAUGUUGAUGGUGGAGUCAUGAAUGGUUGUCAGGGAAUUCUCAAAAGUGUUCGAUAUACUGUCGACUCACGAGGUAAUUGA
Molecule: messenger RNA, 681 nt
Organism: Suillus bovinus
Lineage: Eukaryota; Fungi; Basidiomycota; Agaricomycetes; Boletales; Suillaceae
Exons: 2
Coding region: 1-681 (226 amino acids)
Biological process (GO): telomere maintenance; DNA repair
Molecular function (GO): DNA helicase activity
Source: RefSeq, a predicted model, not a curated record